Carya illinoinensis is the source of this 2142-nucleotide messenger RNA. RefSeq names its product TMV resistance protein N-like. The record is from RefSeq and is a predicted model, not a curated record. NCBI's taxonomy places the organism in Eukaryota, Viridiplantae, Streptophyta, Magnoliopsida, Fagales, Juglandaceae. The transcript has 3 exons. Gene Ontology annotation, biological process: signal transduction; defense response. Bases 976 to 1992 code for a protein of 338 amino acids.
CCCACGUACUAAUGUUGAUGUUUGUUAAUAAAUUGUUGAUAGUUUGGAAAGCAAGCAGGGAGCCUCUUAAUUUCAUAUAUCUCUAGCCUAUUGGUGCUAGCUCUUCUCAUAAUUCUCCAAGUGAUCUCCAAAUUACUAGCGAGCAUUUCCUUAAACAAGUGUUUUUUUUCAAGUGUCCAAUGGUUCCCCUAAGCACUCAAAGAGCCUCAUCAUCAGUACCACCGUCUUCUUCCACUUCUCCAAGACCUCAAUGGACAUAUGAUGUUUUCCUCAAUUUCCAUGGCGAAGACACCGGCAAGAGUUUUACAGACCAUUUAUACACUGCUUUGGAAAAGAAAGGCAUUAUUGCCUUUAAAGACGACGAGAAACUUGAGCGAGGAAAGUAUAUUUCUCUAGAGCUCUUGAAAGCAAUACGUGAAUCCAUGUACGCCAUCCCCAUUAUCUCAAAAAACUAUGCUUCCUCAAGAUGGUGCUUGAUUGAACUUGCCCAAAUUGUUGAAUGCAUGAGAGAGACGGGUUUGACAGUUUUGCCUGUUUUCUACCAUGUUGAUCCCUCUGAGGUACGAAACCAGACUGGGGCUUUUGCAGAAGCUUUUGCUAGGCAUGAAGAAGACCCUAAUAUUGAUAUGGAGAAGAUGCAAACGUGGAGAGUUGCUUUGAAAGAAGUGGGCAACAUAUCUGGAUGGCAUUUUCAUCUUAGAGUUUAGGGAGUUUGAAACGCUUUGAUCUUAGCGGCUCUCAAAACUUGUUGGAGACACCAAACCUCACGGGAGUCCCAAAUCUUGAGACACUAGACCUUGAAGGUUGUACAAGUUUAUCUAAGGUCCACAAAUUCAUUGGUGUUCUCAAACGGCUUAGACGAUUGAAUCUACAUGCUUGCAAACGCCUUAAAAGCUUUCCAAAUGAGAUUAGGUUGGACAUUUUUAUCUUUCUGAUUGUUCAAGAUUUGAGAAGUUUCCAGACAUUGUGGGAAACAUGACUUCAUUGAGGUUACUUUAUUUGAAUGGUACUGCCAUAAAAGAACUACCCCUAUCAUUUAAGAAUUUACUUGGACUUUCCAUAUUGUCUUUACAUAAUUGCGAAAAGCUCUCAAUUUUCCCGAGCGUUAUUUGUGGUUUGUCAUCUCUUAAAAUUCUGGAUGUAUCUGAUUGCAUAGCACUUGGCGGAAUUCAAGACAUGAAUGGUGAGGGGUAUCUAGAACAAUUGUAUACAGGUGGAACUGCUACCAAAUUCACUAAGUUUUUCGCAGUGCCAGAGUUUUGUUCAAAUGCAUGCUCUACGCAAGAAAUGUUUAUGACCAAUGAUGACUCUAUUAGGGCCUUCUAUAUUGGUUAUGAUGACAAAGUCUACUACAUUAGAAGCUUGAAUGAAGAAAGUAAUUUGGAAACAAAAAGAUAUGACAUUGAAAAUAAUUGUUUUAAUUCCAAGGUAAUUUGUUCCUCUUCCUUGGGAGCUGAAAUUCCAGAGUGGUUCAACAUUAGAAGUUUUGGUUCUCAUGUAACACUUCAAAUCUAUCCAGACUUGGAUAAUAACAUGAGUAAGUGGGCGGGAUAUCUUCAUUUUACUACUUAUGAAGUUGAUGAGCUUGGGAAUACAAAUCCAAGGAUUUUCAAGGGCAGUUAUCCUGAUCACCAGUUUGUUGAGUUUGUUUAUCAUUUUGAGACUAACGAAGGUCCUCUAAAGGAACCCUUAGUCCUUCGUGCCCCUGUAGACCCUUCUAUAGGGCCAUUUGGGUUUGGGGUGUUUGUACCAGCCAAGUGGUUUUCGGAGCAAUCCAAUAAUUUGGAUGGAUGGAGCUACAUUGGAGCAUCAAUUAAAACGUGUAGCUCGAACGUGAAGGUGAAAGAGUGCGGGGUGCGCCUUAUAUGUCAACAUCCUAAUUCUGAAUCUUUUAAUACCAUUAUUCCUUAUGGUUUAGAUUUAGAAAUAAAGCAUCAUCUUUCUUGUUCUUUUGAAAUGGGUAGUCAUAUUGUUGUACCUAUUCGUUUCUAGGUAAUCAAAAUAAGGCAUAGUAAGGGAAAUAAAAUAUGUGAGGUGGGUCAUUACUCCAGGCCAAGUUGUUUAAAUGGAUGCAAUUUAUGUAUAUAUUGAGACUUCAUCAAUUAUUAAUGCUAGGGAUUGGACAAGACGUUUGAGAAUGCA